Molecule: messenger RNA, 1223 nt
Organism: Hydra vulgaris (swiftwater hydra)
Lineage: Eukaryota; Metazoa; Cnidaria; Hydrozoa; Anthoathecata; Hydridae
Product: L-threonine ammonia-lyase
Biological process (GO): L-threonine catabolic process; L-serine catabolic process
Molecular function (GO): L-serine ammonia-lyase activity; threonine deaminase activity; pyridoxal phosphate binding
Source: RefSeq, a predicted model, not a curated record
AGUUUUUUAUGCUUAGGGUAAUUUCAUUAUCAUGAACAGUAUUACUCUUGCCUCUCUUCAAUUGUUGAGAGAAAAAAUGAAAAAACAUCCGAACCUUUGUUUUGUUACGCCUACUUUGUUGGGUUUAGAACAACAGUUGCAAAAUGAAUUACCUGUUAAGAUUAAAUCUUUAUCAAUUAAAUUGGAGUCUAUGCAAUGCACAGGUUCUUUUAAAGCAAGAGGGGUUCUUUCUCAAUUUUUGGAAUUGUCUUCUGAAGAUUGCAAAAAUAAACGAAUAUUAGUAACAAUGUCUGCAGGUAACUAUGGAAAAGCUUUUGCUUACAUAUCAGGUGUAGAAAAUAUGCCAGCUGUAGUAUGCAUGCCUGAAAGUGCUCCUGAAGAUCGUAGAGAGACUAUUAAAUCAUUUGGAGCUAAAGUUUUAUUAUGUUCAAGUUCUGAACUAAUGGACACUGUUAAUAAUCAUGUUAAAAAUCACAACAGUCUUUUUUUACACUCCUUCGAUGACAUUCAGUUAAUAAAAGGACAUGCCAGUGCUGGUUUGGAGCUAGUUGAGCAGUUGCCAAAAGAACCAGAUAUAAUUGUUGUUUGUUGUGGAGGCGGUGGUUUUUUAGCUGGAGUAUCUCUUGCUGUACGACUUUAUGGGUGGACUUCUACAAAGAUAUAUGGUGUUGAACCAGAUGCAGCGCCUACAAUGUAUGAAGCUAUAAAAAAUGGUAAAAUACUUGAAACUAAAGUUAGAGAUACUAUAGCGGCUGGUUUAGCACCUCCUUUUGCUGGAGAGAUCUGCUUUAAUAUAGUGAAAGAGCAUGUCAAUGGUAUUUUGUUGGUUACUGACGACGAAAUAAUAAGAUCAAUGGCUUUGUUGUAUAAAAUUGGGCUUGUUGCAGAGCCUUCUGGAGCGGCCUCGUUUGCCGCCCUUCUUUCAAAUAAAAUUCCGGAUUGUGAGCAUAAAGAUGUGGUGCUGAUUUUAACAGGUGGAAAUAUAACUUCAAAUGCUUUAAAAUCGCUGUUAAAUCCAUCGUAGUUGGUGUUUUUAUUUUUAUUUCUAACAUUUGGAAGUAUUAAAUUGUAAAAGAAACAUUUUCGUUAAUGGUUAAUGGUGAUAAUGGUGGUCGAAGUGGAUAAUAAUAAUAACGGUGAUAAUUGUAGUUGAAGUGUAAAAUAAUAGUAUGCUCAUAUUUUUUUUUUUUUUUUACUUUUCUUUUAUUAAAUUUAUUUCAGAA